This is a messenger RNA of Heteronotia binoei (common prickly gecko), 960 nucleotides long. Its product is annotated as olfactory receptor 11G2-like. Gene Ontology annotation, cellular component: membrane. The transcript has a single exon. Gene Ontology annotation, biological process: G protein-coupled receptor signaling pathway. Lineage: Eukaryota; Metazoa; Chordata; Lepidosauria; Squamata; Gekkonidae. Gene Ontology annotation, molecular function: G protein-coupled receptor activity; olfactory receptor activity. The coding region runs from base 1 to 960 and encodes 319 amino acids. The record is from RefSeq and is a predicted model, not a curated record.
AUGGAGCUGGUCAACAGGACUGGAGUACAGGAAUUCAUUUUGGUGGGAUUUGCAGUCGGGGAACAGGAACGGUUCCUGCUCCUCAUCUUUUUUGCCAUUCUCUACAUGUUGACAUUGGUUGAGAACCUCACCAUCAUCACACUGGUGGUUCUGGACACCCACUUGUCCCGGCAGCCCAUGUACAUCCUGCUGAGCAACUUUUCCUGGCUGGAGAUCUGUUACGUGAGCACCACUGUGCCCCGGAUGCUGUUUGACUUGCCUUCCCCUUAUGGGAUUAUCCCCUUCAGUUCCUGCUUCCUUCAGUUCUACCUCUUCUUUUCGCUCGGCAACACCGAAUGCUUAUUCCUCUCAGCCAUGGCCUUGGACCGGUACUUGGCCAUCUGCCACCCUCUGCAUUACCCACAAAUCAUGUCCCAAGACUUCUGCUGUGUCUUAGUUGCCACUUGUUGGGCCAUUGGUUGCCUGUGGCACAUUAUCCCAGUGGCUUUGAUCUCCAAGUUGUCCUUCUGCGGCCCCAACAUCAUCGACCACUUUUUGUGUGAUCCUGUGCCCAUUUUGUCUCAGGCCUGCCCCCCACUAGGCAUAGCCCCCACUGUGUACAAGAUUUUUAUGAAUGCUGUUGUCGUAGGCAACGUCUCUUUUGUUGUGGUGUCCUAUAGUGCUGUGACUUUCACCCUGCUGAAAGCCUCCAACAGAGGCAAUCGCAGGAAGGCCUUCUCCACCAUAUCUUUACACUUAGUGGUGGUGACCCUCUUCUACGGUUCUGUGGCCGAGAUGUACUUGACUCCAGGUGGAGAAAAUCAGUCAGAGGUCACGAAGGCUGUCACCCUUUUCUACACUGCCGUGACACCCUUUCUCAACCCCCUGAUCUACUGUCUCAGGAACGAUCAGGUGAAGGAGGCGCUGGGCAGGUUGGUGAAGAAAAAGGAGAGGUUGCAGAGGAAAACCAUGACAGUGUAA